Mytilus trossulus (common blue mussel) is the source of this 1081-nucleotide messenger RNA. RefSeq names its product ras-related protein Rab-7L1-like. Gene Ontology annotation, biological process: endosome to lysosome transport; phagosome-lysosome fusion. Bases 249 to 887 code for a protein of 212 amino acids. Gene Ontology annotation, cellular component: Golgi apparatus; late endosome; trans-Golgi network. NCBI's taxonomy places the organism in Eukaryota, Metazoa, Mollusca, Bivalvia, Mytilida, Mytilidae. Gene Ontology annotation, molecular function: GTPase activity; GTP binding. The record is from RefSeq and is a predicted model, not a curated record. The transcript is spliced from 6 exons.
UGUGCUUCUUUUGUCAUGUGAUCGUAAAGUGAAAGUUGAGUUAAAAACACAACAUGCACAAAUGAGGAUUUUAUAGAGUAUCUUUACUGUCGCUUUUUCCUAGCUAAGAACUCAUUUAUAUCAGUCGACAAUUUAGGAGAUCCAGUAAAUAGAGUCUGAAGAAAGAUACAUUUAUGCAAAGUACAAAUAUAUAAGACAAGAAUAUGAUAAACAGAUAGAGUGAUAUGUCAUAGGAACACAUGUAGACAAUGACAGAACUUUUAUUCAAGAUCAUCAUUAUUGGUGAUCCAACAGUUGGAAAGACAUCCUUUAUUCAGAGAUAUGUCAACGAUUCAUUCCGCAGAGAUUAUAAAAUGACCAUUGGAGUUGAUUUUGCACUAAAAGUUGUGAAAUGGACAGAAAACCAGAUGAUCAAACUACAGCUGUGGGACAUAGCAGGGCAAGAAAGGUUUACAUCAAUGACCAGAGUCUAUUACAAAGAUGCCCAUGCUUGUGUCAUAAUGUUUGAUCUGACACAACGAUCCACAUUCCAAAAUGCCGUAAACUGGAAAAAGGACCUAGAUUCUAAGUGUUCAUUAACUGAUGGUACCCCAGUCCCUUGCUUACUUUUAGCAAACAAGUGUGAUCUCAGUCAUAGAGAAGUGGAACAGUCUGAGAUAGAAGAAAUGUGUAGAGAACAUGAUUUCAUUGGCUGGACUGAAAUAUCAGUCAAAGAGGGUAUAAUGAUUGAAGAACCAAUGAGAUUUUUGAUGGAAGAGAUGAUGAUAAAACACACAGAGAUGGAAGGAUUUUCAGAGUCUAUGAGACAAGCAGCAACCAACCCUGAAGCCAUCCAUCUAAAGCAACAAAGUACUGUAUUAGCUACACAGUCAGGGUGUGGUUGUUGAUGAAUGUUAUAUAGAUCAGUGUUACUUAUAUUGUUGUUAUUUAUGUUGAUCAGUGAAACCUAACGGUACAUUGUUGACAACUGAAGCUUUAAAUAGAUCAGGGAAACUUAAAUUAACAGUAUUCAACAAGAAUACUGAAUACCGUAUUAUCCAGAAUUUAUUGAAUUGUUAAAUCUGUAGGAUUGCAUUUUAAA